Camelina sativa (false flax) is the source of this 1820-nucleotide messenger RNA. Lineage: Eukaryota; Viridiplantae; Streptophyta; Magnoliopsida; Brassicales; Brassicaceae. The record is from RefSeq and is a predicted model, not a curated record.
GAAUGGCUUAAGCUUACCAAACAAUCCUGAGUUUUUUAGCUUGAUUUAGGUCUUGAGAGGAUGAAGUUCGAUGUUUUCGUCAGUUUCAGAGGAAUCGACACUCGGAGAACAUUUGUGAGCCAUCUUUGUCAUUCACUGUAUAAAAGAGGGAUUACUGUAUUCAAAAACGAUGAAGAGAGACCUGAGAACGAACUAGCUUCUUCUCAAGUGCUUCAGUCGAUUGAAGAGUCUAGAGCUGCGAUUGUGAUCAUAUCAAAGAUCUUUGCUUCCUCUGUUUCGUGUUUAGACGAAUUAGUGAAGAUAAUGGAGUGUAGAGAGAAAAGAUCCCAAGGAUCCACCGCUUCCUUGUUUUUUGUGGUACCAGUCUUUUAUUCCAUCGAUCCGUGUGAUGUUGUAAGACAAGCAGACAACCUUAUGGAGCUUGUCGGUGGAGAUAACAACUUGGACAAGUUAGAGAAAUGGAGAGAUGCACUGAGAAAGUUUACUCGGACAUUUGAUCAUUUCUUUGAUUGGGAGCAAGAUGACUCAUGCAUCAUUGAUAGAGCUAUCAACUAUAUCUCUCAACAUUUGUCUGCACACUGACAACCGAGCAAUCAGGAAUCUGAAAGCUUAAGUACAUCUAGGACUGAGAGUAACGAGUUAAUCGAGUCUGAAAGAUUGAGAACACUUAGGACGGAGAGUAACGAGUUAAGUCUUACUGAACUUUCAACCUUGGCGGUUCAUGAUCUUAAGGCUACACUUGGAACCAUGGCUGGGAGAUGCAUGAACAGAGAAAAGCCUAUUAUUAGAGUCAAGCCUAGGCUUAGGAGCUCUGUGAAUGUUACUGGCCACGAGUUGUCCGUGACUUCUAGUGAUUUUACUAGUUUUGUUGGGAUGGAUCGGUACAUAAAAGCAGUAAAUCAUUUACUGCUUGACUUUGGUUCAAAAGACGGAGUUGGAGUAAUCGGCAUUUGGGGUGUGAGAGGAGUUGGCAAAACCGCACUUGUGAAAUGUGUUUAUGAACAGGUAUCACUACAAUUUCAAGAUCACUACUACUUCAUGAAUGAUACCAGCAACUAUUCUCUAGGGCAUGAUUCUACGUGUUUACUAGAGCAAAUAACAAAAGCUGCUCUCAAGGCAACCUCACAGAGUCUAACUAGGAACUAUGAUGUCGUGAAGGCAAAGCUCGGACACAGAAAGGUUUUGCUUAUUGUUGAUGGUGUAGAUCACAUCGGCCAACUCAAACAUAUCACUUUGAAUGCUAGUUGGUUUGGUCCGCGUAGUAGACUGAUCUUAGUCACACAAGACAAGAGUUUACUACUUGAGUCUGGAAUUAGGCAUCUCUUUGAAGUAGAGUCUCUAAAAUAUGAUGAAGCUCUUCAACUCUUUUCUCAAUUUGCCUUCAAACAGAUACACGUUCCUACAGGUUUCGAUAGAUUCUCUGCUCGUGCUGUCUUUAUUACAGGUCAUAUUCCACUUGCCGUUAAAGUAAUUGGCUCUUUCUUAUGCGGGAAAAACAUCAAGGAAUGGGAAUAUGAGCUGCUUAGACUCGAAGCAUCACAAGAAAAUUGGAUAUCAGUAGUUUCUAGCUACAUCGGAGGGGACUUUUAUCGAAGACAGCCAACCAUAUUAGAUCGAUACAUUGGAGGAGAAGACGAUGAGGGAGAUGAGUUUCCUUCGUAUUGCUUCGCUCUUGGCUGAUCAAAAAGGUGAAAUCACGUCCCAACUUAAACUGAAAACUAUUUGCUUAUAUGUACUUAACUACUUAUCUUGUUCAAAAAUCAAGCAUCGUUUUAUAAAAUGUAAAUUGCUUCUACCUAAAUAAAACUAAAAAGCCACAG